Eucalyptus grandis is the source of this 3009-nucleotide messenger RNA. RefSeq lists its product as uncharacterized. NCBI's taxonomy places the organism in Eukaryota, Viridiplantae, Streptophyta, Magnoliopsida, Myrtales, Myrtaceae. The coding region runs from base 141 to 2984 and encodes 947 amino acids. The record is from RefSeq and is a predicted model, not a curated record. The transcript has 5 exons.
ACAGUCGGAGCAAGAAACGCGGGAUUUCUCCUUCUUCUUCGUCCGCCCGAGUCCGUGCCGGCAUGGAUUUGUGAUUUCGCCGCGGCGGCUUCGUCCCGCUUCAGUCCCCUUUCGAUUUCUGGGUAGAGGGUCGGGCGAAAAUGGAGUUCCGUAGCAUGAAGCGGAAAGAACUGCAGGCGCUGUGCAAGAAGCACGGCGUGCCCGCCAACCUGACGAACCGCGAGAUGGCGGAUCGGUUGAGUUCGCUUUUCGAGGAGAAUGAGAAGUCUUCAGUAGAACCGAAGAGCGAAACUGACGUUAAGGCUGUGCCGCAGAAUAUGAAGAAAGUGAGGUUUAGCCCUGUCGACGAAACGUUUGUAUUUGUCAGUUCAAAUGUGAAGAGUACUUCGAGAAAGAAGCGAGCCACUCGGAUGGGGUCCAUCAAUAACCCGAGUUUGGCUGUGGGAAAAUCUCGCAGGAGGGUCGCUUCUGUAAGAACUGGGCAGAGCCCGGUUAGAGCAACGAGGUCGAGGGCGCAAAAGGGAGUCGAUAAGGAUGUGCCUCAAGUUUUUUCGCCUGGUAUUAGGAAGAAGAGCAGGAGAGGAGAAGUGAAGGUUGGCAUAAAAGAGGUUCAGAACGUUGAUGUUGGGGAUAUGGGACCCGAAUUGAGUGGCAGCACUAAUGGUGACAAUCCUCAGGUUGAAGUUGCGGCCCCACUUCGAUGGCACUUGAGAAGCAGGGGAGCAGGAGGUGAAAAGGAUGGGAAAGUUGAGAGCACAACUAUAGAGAACACGAGGAAGAACGUAAGACCGACGACAGAUUUGAAGAAGAGGAAAAGAAAUGAUACUGAAGCGCAUUUGCAUUCAGACGACAAACUUGAAGAUGGUUCCCAAGCAUUUGUGAGGGCACAACAAAGGAAGACGACUAGGCAUUCAAAGCGCAUAGAAAGAGGGGAGACAGAUUCAAAAUUGUCGAUUGAGGGAUCAGAGGCAGUCAAAUCUGUAGGGAGAAUAACACGGUCCAGGGCUCCGAGAGUGGAGUGCGCUUCUACUAUUAAAGCAAUAAGUGAUAUUGUGAUUGAUAAGGUUGUCCAACUUGGACAACCACAAAAGAUCAUAGGCAGAAGGACACGAAAACCAUCUGCACAAAACGAAAAUCUGCCAAGUGAGAAUGAUGGUCCAGAAGGUCAAAUUUCUGAUAUUUCCAAAGCAAGGAUCGUGGAGAGGAGGAAGACUAGAAGUAUGAAGCGCAAUGCAGUGACAGGUUCAAAAUCUCUACUCCUGGGCAAUGAAUUAGUGAAUGCAGAAAUUGCUGGUAGGAAAUUGAGUUCUCAAAAGAAGUCCGACCUUGAUGCUUCCACCAUUGAAGCUGAAAGUAAGAAAUCUGAAGUUCCAGAGGAACAUAAAGAGGUUGAUUGCCUCAGACAUAUAUCAAAUGGUUCCGACAAUAGUGUUUUGAGGGGAAAGCAUUCUCCUGUUCAUGAGGGCAAAGAGCGAAAUGGACUAGUUCUUGAGAACAAGACACAAAAACGAACCAAAGACACAUGUCAAAAAUUAGGGGCUUCAGAGUUUGGGGUAGCUGUUGAUCCUGUCAAUGGCCUUCCCCUUAGAAGAUCCAGAAGAAAAACGAUUCCAUCAGCUGUCCUUACUGAUGAAGAGUUUAUUGCUCAUCCAACUGACAGAAAGAAUGUGCGAUCGAGCCCAUACAAUCACGCAUCAGAAGUAGAAACUUCUGAAAAAGAGCAGUCCCUGAAGACAUUGAUGACUAAUGGCCUUGUACACAAUUCAAGGGUGUCCUCGGACACACCUGUUAAGCAGAUGGUGGGAAAAGUUCCAAACGGAGAAAUGGAAUAUUCUGAACCUUCAACUGAAGAUUCUAGGAGAAGCAGACAGUCUAAAAGAGGUUCUUCUAAAUCUGACCAUGGUGUAUCCAUGAAUAGUAUUGUUAAAGCUGACGCUAAGGGGCAACGAGGCAGUGCGACAAUCACAGAAGAGUUAGAAGCAAGAGCUAAAAGUGCUGAGAUGAUGGAUAGGACUUUGAAUAUUUAUGUCUACUUGGAUGUGCCAGCAGUUCUGGAACAUGAAGAUGGUUUGGAAAAGAAUGGCAAAACAGAUAAAGCUGAGUGCUCCAAGAACAAGGGAUCAGAUGGCAAGGCAGGCAACAUAGCAGGAGUUAAUAGUUUUGAUUUAAAUGGAGCAAACAUUUAUAAAAAAGAUGACCUUGCAGCACAGCCAGGUAAUGCUCUGGUUUCAACAGCUGAGAAGUCGCAAGAGGUUGACGUGAAGGGCGGUUUAGAGGAACUUUCAAGUGAUUCUGUUGUUAUAACUGAGAAGCCAACAGUUCUAGUUGAGGAUCACAGAGGGAAAGUCCAGGAUUCUGUCAAUCGAUCAUGUCAAGCUUUGGGUAGAGCAGAAGAUAGCAUUCAUGAACAGUUGGAAGAUAUGAAUGCCGUCCCCCACCAAGAUGCAUCUCUCACACGGAAAUUAGAUAGCGUGGAUGAACGUUCUGAUGCUCCCUUAUGCUUGGAUAAUAAACCAGAGACAGAGCACGUAUAUAUCGGAGAAGAUGUUCAUUCAAGAAGUGUUGAGGAAUUAGCUCUCGAGGAUCAUAUGGAUGAGUGUGGGCAAAAAGGGAUCCUGGAGAGAGUCCCUGUAGAUGCUGAUGAGCAUGCUCAUCAAAUUGCUCUUCUUGAUCCCAGCUCUAAUGAGGAUCAGAAUCAAGCGUAUGAGGCAAGGGAAGAACAUACAAUAAACUUAGGACUACGAGUUGGUACUUUUAAAACUGCAAUAGAAGAUGUCGUGGCCAUUCAGUUGGACAGUAGCUGCUCUAGUGCGCCAACAGGAAUUCUAAAAAUGCUUGCAUUAGGAGAUGGAGAGGCCAAUCAAAUAAAAACUCCAAGUCUAGUUAUCUCAUCACUUCAGAGCAAUAGUAAUUUUGGAGGGAUAGAUAUCCUAGCCAUGAGAUUGAAUUUUCAAGUCAAAGAGCACAACCAGAGCAGACAGUAAUUGAUGCAGAGGAUGGCUUAUGCAC